GUCGACCACUCUGGACUGCCACCUGAUGUUUUCGUCUGCGCACGGCAAUCGGUGACGAUGAUCGAGAUGAAGUGAAUACAUGUGGACACAGAAUCUGAUGCGACUAGACUGCAACCGUGGAGCUGGAUAUACCCGUUGUGACUCGCGAGUCGCGAGCGCCCAACUUGGAGUUUGUUGCACCACUUACUACAGAUCGGAACCUGCUCUGGGAUCAUAGUGACGCCCUAAGCUGGUGGGACCUAACGGCAACAGACUCCUCCGUGGUGCGUUUGACGAUACUGGUUCUAUAGCUCGUGGAUUGAAGCACCUGCUUCACGACUGAACAUGGCCGGUGUUGCAGAAAUCCUCACCAGGCGUGUAGGUCUCGCUCUGGAAUUCCUCCAUGAUGGGGCAUCAUAUACCCCCAGCGAUGUCUCGGCCGAUGCGCCCUCAAUGCAAAAACGUGUGUCUAUACCUUGCUGCAACAGCACCAGUCCAGCAGGCUUAAUUGAAGCUCAUACGCGAGAUCCAUGGGAAGAUUCUGGCAAGUACGCUUUAGGCUGGGUAUGGUUCAGCAUCAUUCUCUUGGUAGCAACGGCAAUAAUACGGUGGUACCACUUCUUUGGCGACAAGGUGCGAAUAGCUGCACACAAGGAAUCCAUUGAAAACCUCGCCAUGAGUGCGUCCCCAGCCACCGACUAUGAGCUAUCCGCUCUGGCGACAGAUCGAUCGACACGCAAGUUCUUUUCACUAGAACAGCCGGUUCCAAAAGCGCCAUUGCCAGAAGUCGAGCAGCCCUCUAUGCCGUGGAUUCUCAAAAACACAUUGGCGGCCUUUCGCUACGUUCUCUAUCGACCCAUACCGAGUCUGCGAGUGCAUAAGCAGCUCAGACCAAUCGUCUUUCCCUCGGUUGGAGUAUGCCUCAUUGCCCUUGCCGCGCUCGCGUUCACGCUGCUUUAUACGUUUAUACCACAGCCACUAUACUGGCAAUCAAUACAAUUCGGGUCUCCACCGCUUGCGAUCCGAUCUGGGAUGAUUGCCGUAGCUUUGAUGCCCUGGAUUGUUGGAUUGAGCAUGAAAGCCAACCUCAUCUCGCUACUCACUGGAAUCGGCCACGAGAGAUUGAAUGUGUUGCAUCGCUGGCUGGCUUACAUCUUUCUCAUCCUGAGCAUUAUACACACAGUGCCUUUCUAUGUCACUCCAGUCUGGGACGACGGAGGCAUGCAAGAGUUUCAUCGUCUGCUGCAAGCUCAACAGUCUGGCGUGUACAUCUAUGGCACAGGAAUUGCUGCUCUCGUGCCCGCAAUCUUUCUCUGCGUGCACUCGCUUGGACCCCUUAGACGCAAAUUCUACGAGCUCUUUGUCGUCGUGCAUGUUCCCGUCUCCAUUGCACUGCUAGGACUCCUCUUCUGGCAUUGUCAUAAUUACUUGACCUCUUGGCACUAUCUGUGGGCGACCACUGCGAUAUGGCUCGCAUCCUAUAUUUUUAGGCUUCUGUAUCUCAACUGGACCAAUCCAUUCCAGAUCUCUUGGGGCAUAGGCGAGGAGGCUGCGGUGACCGUAUUGGAAGACAAUGCAGUCAAGGUCACAAUACCAACUCGAGUUCGUUGGAAGCCCGGCCAGUACAUCUACCUCCGCAUGCCUGGUGUUUCUCUUUUCGAGAAUCACCCCUUCACCAUCGCCUCGCUCUGUAGUGACGACUACCCUUCCGAGUACGGAGAACAAUACAGAGACAUGGUGGUCGUCUUCCGACCUUUCGGCGGUUUUACCAAAAAGGUUCUGGACAGUGCAUUGGAUCAUGGACCAUGGUGGACGUAUCGCGCCUUCAUCGACGGGCCAUACGGUGGUAUGCGUCGCCGACUGGACUCAUUCGAGCACGUAGUCCUCAUCGCAGGAGGAACGGGCAUCACGGCCAUCGUCUCUCAGCUCCUCGAUCUCAUCAAACGCAUGCGAGACGGCAAGGCGGUCACGAGAUCGAUACACCUCCUCUGGGCGAUGAAGCGUCCCGAGACGAUGGAAUGGUUCAAAGAAGAACUUCGUAUCUGUCGCGAAUUCGCACCUCCUGAUACCGUGAGUUGUCAAUUCUAUAUUACAGGCGCGAAGCGUCAACAACAACAAACCGGAAACUUCGUCAGCGCAGCACAUCUGCCUGGUGGUAGACCUAGACCCGGACCUGUGAGUUCGCUCUUUCACGACAACAAAGUCUCAGACAUCUUUCACAAAAUCGCAAGCAACAACAAAAGCAAACAUUCCCUCAACUCAAACCCCAACCGCCGCUAUUCCACAGCUUCAAACACUCAACGACACUCGGCAUUAUCACUCGAAACCGAAGCCGAAGCCGAAGCCGAAGCAUAUGGAGAUUUGGCACACGAAAAAGAGCUUCGAGAGGAGAGUACAGAUCGCUUACGACCUCUUCCUGAGGCUCAUCUGAAGCCAAUGCGAAGCCCUCUAUCACAGAGGAUCCCUCCUCCUCCUCCUCCACAUCCUUCACAUCGUUCUGGUUUGCAACUUCAUGCUCCAGAUUUUUCUUCGUGCGCAUAUGCAGAAGGAGAUACACCGCAUUCUACUGCUACUGCUACUACUACUUACCCGCAUGAAAAGAGGAAGUGGAAACAACAGCUUUCUUCAUUGGAUACUACUUCUGCGGAGAAGAUGGCAAUACCAUCGCCACCACUGCAGGAGCAACAGCAGUCGCAAAUCCAGACCAAAGUUCCCCCGGCAGCAACAGCAGCUGCAGCACUGCAAGAUUUCGAUUUCGGCUUUCCUUCUACUCCAACUGAUUUUCAAAAAAAUCUCAUGAGAUUCGCCUUCCUACCCGCAACCAUCAAACCCCGUCUCCAAUCAACCUCAGCCUCAACAGCAGCAGCAGGCUGGAGCAUCGAAUGGGGCCGACCAGAACUCUCGUAUAUGCUCCAAGAAAUGAGCAAAGAAUGGAAUGCGGCGGGAAGCAAGGCGUGUGUGUUUGUGUGUGGGCCGGCGGGGAUGAGAAUGGAUGUGAGUAAGACGGUGGCGGGGUUGCAGAGUAAAGUUUUCAAGGGAGAGGUGGUGGAGGUUUAUUUGCAUGCGGAGAAUUAUGUGUUGUAAGACUUCCAAGAACUACGUGAUCGAUACCCAGGGUAGUCUUUAUACGGAGAGGGAGAUGCAGAUGGCUGGGAACGUGCCACGAGUGGAGAGAGAGAGAGAGAGAUGCAGGCUCGUGGAUUUGGGGAGCGGCGCUUUGGAAUCUGCCUAUAUCUGAGCUGCAACGGCUCAGGGAAGCCUCGAGUCUCUGCAUCUUCUCCCUCAGACACAGUUGAUGGACUCAAAUCAUGUUAUUGAUCGGUCUUCCACAAGCGUCCCAGCAGUGACUCGAAGGAAGUAGCAAGCGUUGCAAAGCUUCUAACAAGCCUUUUGAGACCAGCCGCUAACCCAGAAGCUUAAACUCAGGCUUCAGAUCAAUCUCGUUCUCAUGGCCGGCUUCAGCCGCCCACAACGUUGCUGUGCCUCUCUCGGGCACGCUCGAGUACCUCCUCUGAGAUAUAGCCAUAAGCAAGCAUGAUGUCGAUCGCCGUGAGGUAAGAUCAUCCCUGAUCAGCAGGUUGCAUUCUAGACUUCUCGACAGUCAUACAACACGUAAAGUGCUCCACCUGCUCCUCGUUGGCUAGACGCGAAGGUGAACCAUGGGUUUUCGCCUUCGCGCAUGAACUGCAUCGAUCACAGACACGGCCUCGCAAGUGGUCAAGCCACCCGAGGGCCAAGUGCAAUCAACACAUAAUGUGGAUCAGUAAGCACGCUGCUGUCCUACCGCCAUUCCAGGUACCGGAUUCGUGAAAGCUCCGGAUGCAGCUGCCUGACUACGUGCAUUGAGCUCGGUGAACCAGGGAUGAGCCAAGGCCUGUUCCGCAGACCAACGCCUUUCGGGCUGAAGCUGUAACAGUUGACUCAACAGGUGCAGACCUUGCGUAUCAAUUUGGGGCAGAAUGGCGCGGAGCUCUUGCGUAGCAUAGACGGGCCAUGUUUGCUUGUACUCGGCAAAACUACUGAUACCGGGCCAGCUGCGCUCGGAUGGGGUGCCCAUGAGCCGGAAGAUCUUGAGUAGCUGGUCUUCGUUUGUGGUGCCAGGGAACAGCGGUCGCCCAGUGAACAUUUCUGCCAUGAUACAACCAGCACUCCAGAUGUCGAUGCUGGUAUUGUACGUGCGACUGCCCAAUAACACAUCGGGAGCACGGUACCACAGCGUUACCACUUCGUUGGAGAAGGUAUUGACAGGAAUGCCAAAUGCACGUGCAAGUCCAAAGUCUCCCAGUUUCAGUUGUCCCUGUGCGUUGAUCAAGAGGUUCUGGGGCUUGAGAUCGCGGUGCAGGACACGGUUUUCGUGGCAAAAGGCAAUACCUCGUAGCAGUUGCCACAUGAAGCUCUUUACCGUGCCCGCAUCGAGUGCACCUCGGGUGCCGCCGGCGGGAUUUUGAUAGCUGUCCAUGUACUUUUUCAAAUCUUUGUCCAUGUACUCGAAUACCAGCAUGAGCUUGUUUUCGGUGUGGAUAACAUCGUACAAGCUGACAAUAUUCUCGUGCUUGAGCUCUUUCAUCAACGAGAUUUCGCGGAUUGCGGUGCUAGGUGUCCCCUCCUCGCUGUCCAGAUGGAUUUCUUUCAGAGCCACGAACUGGCCCGUCUGCCCAUUGCGGCCUUUGAAGACCGUAGCAUAAGUGCCUUCACCGAGCUUUUCCAGCUGUUGAAAGCUGGAGGGAUGGCGCUUGUCCAUCGGCUCAACCUUGUGGCUACCGCCUAGAGACCGCACCGAGAUGUUACUGUCGGUGCGGUUGUCGACGUUGAGGGUGCCGACGUGGGUCGGGUGCAGUCGGGUCUUGGGCGCCUCCUUGCCUGUAUAUGUCGGGUCCCAGAGAAGCUCUCGGGCAGUGGUCAGUUGAGCAGCAACGCGUGUCGCUCGCGAGAUGGGGUCGAGGUCGGCCGUGGUGGUGGUGUUCGCGGUGGUGAAGAGUGGGUGGUGGUGGUGGUAGUGGUGGUAGUGGUGG
Molecule: messenger RNA, 4991 nt
Organism: Sphaerulina musiva SO2202
Lineage: Eukaryota; Fungi; Ascomycota; Dothideomycetes; Mycosphaerellales; Mycosphaerellaceae
Product: Ferric_reduct-domain-containing protein
Exons: 5
Coding region: 325-3063 (912 amino acids)
Biological process (GO): intracellular iron ion homeostasis; iron ion transport; copper ion import
Cellular component (GO): plasma membrane
Molecular function (GO): ferric-chelate reductase activity
Source: RefSeq, a predicted model, not a curated record